Messenger RNA from Pectinophora gossypiella (pink bollworm), 2853 nucleotides. Its product is annotated as protein rhomboid-like. The coding region runs from base 714 to 1697 and encodes 327 amino acids. The transcript has 5 exons. Gene Ontology annotation, molecular function: serine-type endopeptidase activity. Gene Ontology annotation, cellular component: membrane. The record is from RefSeq and is a predicted model, not a curated record. Lineage: Eukaryota; Metazoa; Arthropoda; Insecta; Lepidoptera; Gelechiidae.
CGCCGAGUCAGUUUUUUUUUAUAAAAUUCAAGGGGUCAUAGGUAAUUAUACAGCAGUAACAGGUUAAUUGUCAUAUUUUUACUAGAGUACGUCCCUGUCUGUAUUCUGAGUAGUUUGAAUCUUAUCUACACCAGAAAUAGUUCAUAAUUAAAAUCUGUAACAUGAUCGUACAUUGCCAAUAUUUGUUAUUAAAACAUGUUUUGUUGUUUCUUUGUUUGUAUCUGUAUCUGUGACGUCCAAAAAUAAUGUUUCUUUUUCUUAAAAUAAUAAAAAUAUGACGUCAUUUUUAUGGUCGGAUAGACGUCAAGAACAACUCACCUAGAAUAUACUAUUAGAAUGCUUCUGUAUCAUCUCGGGCACGUCGUAGGAGCAGGUUUCGAUUAUUAGAAUAACAUUUUCAUAUGUAGAUAUCAUAUAGACAUGGAUAAGAUAACGCACGUAGACAGUAUGUUAUCAGCGCGGGCGAAUAUAUCGCAGUGGUGACGUCACACCAGCCAGGUGAUUAGCAGGUUGGUAAAUAUAAUGAGCGACCGCGACACGCGCAGUAAACACGCCGGGAAUACCGCACUGACAUGAUACAGGAAACCCUAUUCGGUACAGAAUACAGAUUAAAACAUAUAGGUACUUUAGCCGCGCGCGCCAGACAGGGUGUAGCAAGCCGGCCCUCCCAGCGUUCGAGCAGAAGAUGAGCAGUGGAGCCCGCGAGCAGCGACAUGGCGCCCAACGCACUGGACUGCGAGCAGCUGGAGCGGCAGCAGCCGCUGGUGGCGGGCGUGCACGCGGGCCGGCGCGUGCGCCCGCCGCCCGCCGCCCCCGCCGCCGCCUGGAGCGAGCCCGCCGCGGAGACGCGCUUACUGCUGGCACCCGCCACGCCGCCCGUCGGCCUCGAUGCGGGCCUCACGCUCGCCGUCCCGGCGCACCACGACAGAUACACUAAGUGCACGCUCGCCGGCAAGUUCGGGAAACCCUUGGAAAAAACGAAAAACCAGAAGAGAAAAGAGAAGUUGGUGGCCGCGCUGAAGCCGCCCUAUUUCAUCCUGAGUAUGAUCGCCGUCAUGACGGGCGUCCAUAUGUGGGCGGGAGAGGAGACUCGCGCGCUGCUGGAGUGGUCGCCGGCGUCGUGGCGCCACGAGCCGUGGCGGCUGGUGACGUACGGCUGGGUACAUGCGAGCGCGGCGCACGUGGCGCUCAACGCGCUGGUGGGGCUGGCGGUGGGCUGGCGGCUGGAGCGCGAGCAGGGCGGCUGGCGCGCCGCGGCGCUGUGGGCGGGCGGCGUGGCGGCGGGCGCGCUGGGCGCGGGCGCGCUGCAGCCGCGCGUGCGCGUGGUCGGGGCUUCCGCCGCCGUCUACGCGCUGCUCACCGCGCACCUACCCAACGUCUGCCUGCGGUUCGGGCACAUUCCGCUGUGGUGGUUCCGGCCGCUGAGCGUGGUGGUGCUGGCGGCGUCGGAGGCGAGCUGGGCGCUGCUGCGGGCGCCGGGCGCGGCCGCCGCGGCGCCGCGGGACCACGUCGCCUGGGCCGCACACAUCUUCGGCGCCGCCGUCGGAGUCCCUCUUGCGUUUCUCGUAUUUACUGGUGAGAACGCGCACACUCGCCACGUGCGCUGGCUGCGCGCCGGCUCGCUGGCCACCCUGGCGGCGGGCGGCGCCGCGGCCGCAGUGUACUACUCGCACUGCGCGCGCGCACCGCCUAGCUAGCUGCUGCCAGCUGCAGUUGCUCCAUACAAGAACACAACCGAAGUGCAAUUGGCAACACUCCGUCCGCUAUUCGUGAAUUUGAGUAGAGUAGCCUUCGAUGGAUUUUGGAUGCUAUACAUAUACAAGUUUUAUAAAUUAAGGGUAACCUAAUAUUAUCUAAGUAUUCGAUAAUUGUAAGUAAGUACCGAAGGGUGCAUUUGGACACACAGUCUUCCUAUUUCACGUUCAAAUAAUAUUUACAUAUUCAUAACACAUUGUGUACCUGGAGGUUUACAACACGCCGUCUCGGCUGCAGCACGCAGCUGGUGCGCGGGUGAGACAUCCGCCUUGUAUAAGUUAGGUUACCGAACACACUAGGUGUACUUAAUUACACUCACUGUACAUACAUUGUGAUACUACUUAUAUAUUCGCUUGUAAGUAUUUAAUAUAUAAGCUUUUAUUGUUUAGUUGUUUCAAGACUGAUUUCUGUGAAAUCGCCUUUUGCUUGUUUUGCAUCAAAACUUCUCAUUCACGGUCAUUUGUAAUAUUAUAAGUAAUUACACCAUUAUCAUGUUAUUACAUUAACAAUUGGACGCACAAUGGAUAAGACUGCCCUAGCUAGUCAUUAGCCGUGGUUGCACUUGCAUACUUACCUAAGAAGUAGUCGACUCGGUCAGUAACCUGACCAACAUAAGCGCCAUAAUAAAACGUUUGUGUAAUAACAACGUACAUAAAAUAUAAACGGUGUCUGUCAUAUUAUGUGAAAGCCCGAACGUUAUGUUCUAGUAAAUAUGUAGGUAUUUCAUUCGAUACCUGUGUAUGGGUUAGACAUAGACACCUCGUGCGCUGUACACUAACUACACAUUUACCGCUUUACUAAUGAAAAAUAAACUCGCGAACGUGUGUAGAAGUAUUUAGCAGCCAAGCAAAGUUCAAUCAUUUGAAUGAUUUGAUAAUCGGAUUCAAUUUUGCUUGUCUGUCAUAUACUUAACACACGUUCACCGCUUGUUUAUAUUGAUUGGUGAAGCGGUUAUUUUAAUACAUAUCAUGUAUCAUGUGAUGCCAGAUGUGGAAGUGCAUCCAGGUAUUCCUGUCGAUGUGUGCCGUGGUGCCGUGGUGCCGUGUGGCUUGUGUACUCUGUCAGUCGUUGUUGUCAAUAAAAUUGUUUACAUUUUUA